AUGCCUACCAUUAAGGCACUCCUUACUUCCCUUUUCAUUGGCGCCGCUUCGGCCGCUGGCAAUAUCACUCCAGGGGUUGAGCACGCUUGCUCGGAUCUUUCUCACAAGUACAACAAGUCUGUUGUAUUUCCUUCCGACCCUAGCUAUGUAAACGAAUCGACAGCAUACUGGGAUGUCCGAUCGGACUUGCAGCUGGCCUGUAUCUUCCUCCCUGAGGAUGCAAACCAGGUCUCCCAAGCCCUCAAGAUCUUCUCCAAACGACAGACCCAGUUCGCUAUUCGAGGAGGUGGCCACAUGAGCAACCCCGGGUCUAAUAACAUCGAUAAUGGUGUUGUAUUGGUUCUUACCAAGCUUGACAAGAUCAAGGUGCACCCGAAGGAGCUAACUUAUGAAGCCAGCCCUGGUAACCGAUGGGUUGACGUCUACGAAGCUCUCGCACCUCAUGGCCUCUAUUCUCUGGGCGGCCGUCUCAAAACUAUUGGCGUCCCUGGUCUAUCUUUGAUUGGUGGUUUCCACUAUUCCAAUAACAAAUACGGCUUCGUUAUGGACCAGGUACUGAAGUACGAUGUUGUCCUCGCCAACGGAACUCAAGUCGUCGCAAGCAAAAUAUCCCAUCCCGAACUCUUCUGGGGUCUGAAGGGCCAGUCCAAUAACCUCGGAAUUGUCACCAAGUUCACUUUCCGCGCCCUUCAGAUGCCCAAGAUCAGCACUACCAUUCAAAGUUUUAAUGAGUCUGAAAUCGAUGAUUUCUUCACCGCCGUCGACAAUCUAGUGAAAUACCAAGAUGGAAGAGUAGCUGCUGGUCAGCUCCUCACCGUCCAGUACAAUGCGACUACUAAACACGUUGAAGCUCAGCUUAUCGGUGUGCAAGAGGGGACUCAGUCGCCUCCUUCAACCUUUGCGAACUUCACGGCCAUCCCGUCUGAGUCAAAGAUUCACAAUGUUAGCCGCCCUGCUGACUUCCACUCUUUGUUGGACUCUCCUAAUCAGAUGUUCCGUGUUCAACAAGUUCAUGGCACCAUGAUCCCUGAUGUCGAGCAGAUCAAAUGGAUUUUCAGGACAUGGAAGGCUGCUGUAGACGACAUCGACGAUGUCAAGGGCCUCUAUCCCACUCUUGUCUUUAAUACCAUCCCUAAGAUCGCCCAGGCUGUCGCGAAGAAUAACGGUAUUGGUAACAUAUGGGGCUUACCUGCAAAGGAGUCACUGCUGAUUUGGCAAUUCAGUACUGCAUGGGCGCAAGCUGAGGAUGAUAUUCGUAUCACUAACUGGCUACGCCAAACCUUCGACUUCAUUGAGUCAUUGAACCGGGAGAAGAAGUUGGCAAGAGAUUUCCUCUACAUGGGAGAUAUUAGUGAGAUCCAGGAUCCUUUUGCGUCUUUCCCUUUGGAAAACGUUCAGCGCUUGAGGAAGAUUCGAGAUGCCUAUGAUCCUGAGCGGAUUUUUGUUUCUCUUAACUGGGGAGGGUUCAAGAUCGUCCGCAAUCAGGACAAGCCAGCAGUGGAGCUCACCAGUCACAAGGACCUUUCGGCGUACUCGCGUUUCACUAGAGCCAGCUACAGCGAACUCAUGACACUAUUUGCUCGGACGGUGGCAGAGCGCACCCGACCGGGACAACGCCAGGAUGUCGAGGAGCAUGAUCUCACAUCCCACGCUCUCGGCAGUAGCGAGGGUAUUUGCGGUAUGGUCGACGAUUUCCUCACCAAAUAUCCUCGAUCUACCUGGGCUGAUGGCGCGCAAGUUCUGGCUUGCCCAGAAUUGAAGGAGUACCUCUCCAAGUACCAGGAUCCGCAUCAGGCUGACAGCAUUCUCAAGAUCCAAAAGGAGUUGGACGAGACGAAAAUUGUCAUUCACAAAACCAUCGAAAGCGUGCUGCAGCGUGGAGAGAAGCUUGACGAUCUUGUUGCCAAGAGUGAUGGAUUGAGUGCCCAGAGCAAGCUAUUCUACCAGCAAGCCAAGCAACAAAACUCAUGCUGCGUGGUUAUGUAA
Messenger RNA from Fusarium sp. VM40, 1986 nucleotides. The record is from the annotation of a GenBank genome assembly. Lineage: Eukaryota; Fungi; Ascomycota; Sordariomycetes; Hypocreales; Nectriaceae.